UCACGGAUGUUUUGCGUUUACCGGAUACACGUUUCUGCUCUCGAGUUCUGAUUCACCUGGUGACAUUAAAACCAUCAACCGGCUCUCGGUGAGACCACAGGCACGCCACCACAGUGAGAGCACGCCACCUUCUCUGUUAACGGAACCCGUUGUUGUUACGGUUGCGAUGUUCCUGUCGUCGGUACCGGCGCGCGUCCUGAUGCGAAGGUCGCGCAGUCUGUCGCCGCGCCGCGCGCUGCAGGUAGGCUGAUCCCAGCGUCACCGAAAAUCUCAGACACCGAAUAUUUCAGAACACCGGAGCCCAGUGGCCAGCGGAUCGCGCGCGGCCAGGAAGAGCGUCGCGAGCGAGGAGUCGCGCGUGCAGUACCAUCAGCUGGCCAGCAGAUGGCGCGUGAGUCUGGAGACCCGGCGGAGCAGCUGGGCGAGUGUGACCGCCGCGGGGCGCUGCAGAGGCGGACACCAGAGCCGCUCAGAGUCCGCUGCUGCUGCUGGAGCCGCGGGCGUCGCGGGCGUCAUCUCCGCCGCGGCGCUCGCCUUCUGUUUGAAGAAAGACAGCGAUGAUAAAGCUGAAGCUCUUCUGGAUGCGGCCAGAUCCAGUAACACCGAGGAAGUUAUCAGGUUGUUGGCGCUGGGAGUCGAUCCGAACACUCGACACCGUUUGGGCUGGACACCUCUCAUGGUGGCUGCGAUGAAUAGACAGCACAAUGUGGUGAAGGUGCUGCUGGAGGCGGGUGCAGAUCCAAACCUGGGCGAUGACUUCAGCAGUGUGUAUGAAACAGCUCGAGAGAAGGGCGUUCACUCAUUAGAGGUGCUGGUGAGCCGCGAGGACGAGUUUAGCAAUCGUCUCAGCAGGCGUUCCUUCCGGGGCUGUUCUGCUCUGCAUUACGCCGUGCUGACCGAUGACCCACGGACCGUCCGGAUGCUGCUGGACGCAGGUGCCAACCCCUUACAGAAGAACGAGCUGGGACACACGCCGCUGACGUACGCCAAAGAGGGAGAGACGGCCACGCUGCUGAAAGAGGCCCAGAACACGUUUGCGGAGGCGCAGCAGAAGCGCGAGGCGGAGGAGAGAAGGAAGUUUCCUCUGGAGCGCAGACUGAAAGAGCACAUCAUUGGACAGGAAGGAGCCAUCAAUACAGUUGCAUCAGCCAUUAGGAGGAAGGAGAACGGCUGGUACGAUGAAGAGCAUCCCCUCGUCUUCCUCUUCCUGGGCUCAUCUGGAAUCGGUAAAACUGAGCUGGCAAAGCAAGUGGCACGAUACAUGCAUAAAGACAUUAAGAAGGGUUUCAUCCGGAUGGACAUGUCUGAAUUUCAGGAGAAACAUGAGGUGGCGAAGUUCAUCGGUUCUCCUCCAGGAUAUGUGGGUCAUGAGGAAGGUGGUCAGCUGACCAAACAGCUCAAACAGUGUCCGAACGCCGUGGUUCUGUUCGACGAGGUGGAUAAAGCUCAUCCAGACGUGCUGACCAUCAUGUUACAGCUCUUUGACGAGGGUCGACUGACUGAUGGGAAGGGGAAGACGAUCGAGUGUAAAGAUGCCAUCUUCAUCAUGACGUCUAAUGCAGCUAGUGAUGAGAUUGCCCAGCAUGCAUUGCAGCUGAGAGAGGAAGCUCAGGAGCAGAGCCGCCGGCGUCUGGCUGAGAAUCUGGAGGAUGUUCAGAAGAGCGAGAAGAUCACCAUCUCCAGCUCCUUCAAAGAGCAGGUGAUCCGCCCCAUCCUGAAGGCUCAUUUCCGACGGGACGAGUUUCUGGGGAGGAUCAACGAGAUCGUUUACUUCCUGCCGUUCUGUCACUCUGAACUCAUUCAGCUGGUCAGCAGAGAGCUCAGCUACUGGGCCAAGAAGGCCAAGCAGAGGCACAACAUCACGCUGCUGUGGGAGCGUCCCGUGCUGGAGCUGCUGGUGCGAGGAUAUAACCUGCAUUACGGCGCGCGCUCCAUCAAACACGAGGUGGAGCGGCGGGUGGUCAAUCAGCUGGCGGCUGCGUAUGAACAGGAGCUGCUUCCGAAGGGCUGUACGCUGCGUCUGGUCGUCGACGGAGGACAAGAGAAGGAUGGAGCUCCAGCUCUGCGUCUGGAGGUGGUGGGUGAAGACCGCACCACCCGAAAACUGGACAUCCGCCCGCCGCUGAACCCCGAGGACGUGACACACACCCACCGACAUCACUGAGUCUCACAGACAGCAGCUUCAGUGCAGUAACGCUCACACACACACAUCAGAUUAUUGACAGAAACAUAAACAUGACCUAUGCAGACAUACUCCUAACAUUAAUAACACACAUAAAUCCCAGCGGCUUUAUGAUGUUUGUAAUAAUGCAGAUCUUCAUCACGCUUCCAGAGCGUUUGUCACAUGUACAGACAUAAAGAUGUGUAUGUUUAUGGAAGUUAAAGUAUAUGAGAGAAAGUCAUGUGAUCACUAAUGUUUGUUUUCACCAGCAGGACGCCUUCAUCAAAGUCUAUUAUAUAGUACUUUAAAACACAGAUAUUUAGUUUUAGAUUAAAUUGUUAAUAUGAAAUCUAAAUGGAGAUGAUUUGUGUUUCUGUGCUGAUUGUAAGUGAUUCAUCAAAGAAAAACAAUAACACUUUACAAUAAGAUUUGAAUUGUUAACAUUGCUUCACUAUAUGGCAAUGAAAAAUUAUUCUAAAUAUUAUAUAUAUAUUUGGUUACACUUUAUUUUAUUGUGUAAUUAUGCAUUUAAAUACUAAGUAAUAUUAAUUAAGCGCUUGUAUUUGCUAUAUGCUUAGGGUUAGGUCUUGUUGCAUGUAAUUAUGCAUAAUUCAUUGUUAUUACUAUUGUAAGUACAUGCAACGUAAAAGUCAAAUAAAGUGUGACAAAAGAUAACAAAGAUUGCUCACUGUUAAUUCAUGUUAAUAGAUUAACUAAUGUUAGCAAGUGAGAGCUUAUUGUGAAAUGUUACUGAGAAAUGUCUGAAUCACAAUCUGAUGUCAUCGAUCAGUGUCAUCCACAUCAGAGGAAGUUUUGUCUUAAAUAUUCAGUUAUGCUUUGAAUGUAUGUAAAAGUACAGAAGCAAAGUGGUUUGGCAUGUUGAUUUUAACCACACACAAAAAACUACAGUUUGUUAUAAUUCAAGUGAUCAGAAGAGAAAGUGCAUCGAUGAAGUCCUGAAACGUGAGGAUCUUCAGGAGCUUCAGUGUGAAACAUCAGUGUUUGUUACAGGUUUAUUUACAGGUUUAACUGCAAAUCAAAUUUGUUUUUUAUUCUUAUACACAAAGCUAAAUAAAGUUGAGAAAGUCAAA
Cyprinus carpio (common carp) is the source of this 3252-nucleotide messenger RNA. RefSeq names its product ClpB family mitochondrial disaggregase (gene clpb). Gene Ontology annotation, molecular function: ATP hydrolysis activity; protein binding; ATP binding. Gene Ontology annotation, biological process: cellular response to heat. Lineage: Eukaryota; Metazoa; Chordata; Actinopteri; Cypriniformes; Cyprinidae. Gene Ontology annotation, cellular component: mitochondrion; cytoplasm. The record is from RefSeq and is a predicted model, not a curated record.